UUUUAAAUCUUAACUCAGCUAUCCUGUCAGUGCCUUUGGACUGGACACUGUGUGGGUCAGAGAGCUGGAGCACCCUGAGCACAAUGGAGAGAUCAGCAAGCAGACAGAGCAGGAAAAAAGUUGUAGCAGUGGUGGGAGGUGGUUUGGUUGGGGCACUGAAUGCCUGCUUCUUUGCAAAACGAGGCUUUGAUGUGGAACUCUUUGAAAGUCGGGAAGAUAUCCGACGUGCUAAGAUUGUGAAGGGGAGAAGCAUCAACCUGGCCUUGUCUCAUCGAGGCCGGCAAGCACUGAAACAUGUUGGACUGGAGGAGAAGAUUGUUGCCCAAGGAAUCCCGAUGCAUGCAAGAAUGAUUCAUUCGCUGGAUGGGAAACAGUCCCCAAUCCCUUAUGGCAGGAAAGGCCAGUACAUCCUGUCGGUAGACCGAGCCAAUUUGAACAAAGAGCUGCUAACAGCGGCAGAGACAUAUCCAAACACAAAGAUGAACUUCGACCACAAACUGCAGGACUGGAAUGCUGAAACGGGUCUGAUGACCUUUGUCAGGUUGGACGGGUCCAAGGAGCAGGUCAAGGCAGACUUGAUUGUGGGGUGUGAUGGGGCUUUCUCUGCCGUCCGCAAGCAGUUCCUUCGACGUAGCCGCUUUGACUAUAGCCAGACCUACAUCCCUCAUGGCUACAUGGAGCUCACUAUGCCACCCAUUAAUGGAGAGUUUGCUAUGAAGCCUAAUUAUCUACACAUCUGGCCACGAAACACAUUUAUGAUGAUCGCCCUGCCCAACUUGGACAAGACAUUCACCUGUACCCUUUUCAUGCCCUUUGAAGAUUUUGAGAAGAUCACCACAGGAGAUGAAGUCAUCGAGUUUUUCCAGAAAUACUUCCCUGACACCAUACCACUAAUAGGAGCGGAUACUCUCCAGAGAGAUUAUUUCCGAUUGCCUGCGCAGGCCAUGGUGUCUGUCAAAUGCAACCCAUAUCACAUUGGUGACACGUGCGUCCUUAUGGGCGAUGCAGCCCAUGCAGUAGUGCCUUUCUAUGGACAAGGAAUGAAUGCUGGCUUUGAGGACUGCAUUGUCUUUGACGAAAUAAUGGAUCAAUUCAAUGAGGAUUUCAGAGCUGUUCUGCCUGAGUAUACCAGAGUUCGGGUUCCGGACGACCACGCAAUUGCUGACCUGGCCAUGUACAACUACAUCGAAAUGCGAGCACACGUCAACUCCAAAUGGUUCAUUUUCAGAAAAUAUGUUGACAACAUCCUCCACUUCUUCAUGCCAAAGACAAUAAUUCCACUUUACACAAUGGUCACUUUCACUAGGACCAGAUACCACGAAGCAGUCAAGCGGUGGCACUGGCAAAACAAAGUGAUAAACCGUGGCCUGCUGCUCAGUGCUGUGGGGGCUGUUCUUGGUGGUUCCUACCUGCUCAUUAAAAAUCCUCCAGACAUCAACAAGCUCAUCGUCUCUGCUGAGAAAAUGUGGGACAGGCUUGUGGCUCUCAGGACGCUCUGAGCACAGGCAUCGUCGCUGAUCUCACAGACAGCUAUAACUCCAGUAAUGGCAAAUUACUCCAAUGAUGGCCGCCCUCACUUCAAGGACUGACAGUGAUUGAUCAGAAUGACUUACACCAUUUCAUUAGUGUUAUACUGAUAAUGAUCAGCAGUGAUGAGCAGAACACUGGGGUUUUAAUUAUGAAGCAAGUUUUAAUUCGAGAACACAGCCUCAGUAUUAGGUGUGUGUAGAAGUUUUUACUGUUUUUACACAAGAAUGAUGUCAGCUUUUUUUCUUUGUCUCCACUGGGCCCAGUGACAUUUACUUCAUGCAACAUCUGGGAUUUGUUUUUGUUUUUAAAGGUGCAUUAAAUCAUCUGAGUUAUUUUACCUGAUGUUUUUGCAAUGUUCCACUUAUACAUACAUUACUGUGCAAAUAUAUUGAGCCAACCCUUAUUUCUUUAUAUAGGUGCAGGGAAACAGGUGCAGUGAUUUAUUGAAAUAUGCUAAAACAUAAAUGCAAAUAUAGAGGACAAAAUUGUGUACAAUUCUAAUGAGCUCUUCUUUGGAUGUUUUAUUCUGUGGUCUGUCAAGAUCGUGUCACACUGCUUCAAGAAAGGUGAAAGUUCAAAUUUGGGUCCAGCUCUUAUAUAUUUGACAUAACUUAGUCUUUUCUCCACAUUUCCCUUAAGAGUCCCUUCUUGACAGCCAGCCAUCCACUGAGACCAUUUCUGAUAAUAUUUCUGACCAUUUCUGAUAAUGACUGGUGAUCAACUGAAGGGCUUGAUGGAUCAGGUUCUAUGUGAGAAGUUUGCUGGAAUUUCUUUUCCUAUUUCUUAAGGAUAUGACUAUCAAACACUGUUCACCUGCAGUAUAGGUUUA
Messenger RNA from Oreochromis niloticus (Nile tilapia), 2359 nucleotides. It is a transcript of the gene kmo, whose product is annotated as kynurenine 3-monooxygenase. NCBI's taxonomy places the organism in Eukaryota, Metazoa, Chordata, Actinopteri, Cichliformes, Cichlidae. Bases 84 to 1499 code for a protein of 471 amino acids. Gene Ontology annotation, molecular function: kynurenine 3-monooxygenase activity; FAD binding. The record is from RefSeq and is a predicted model, not a curated record. Gene Ontology annotation, cellular component: mitochondrial outer membrane. Gene Ontology annotation, biological process: quinolinate biosynthetic process; L-tryptophan catabolic process. The transcript has 16 exons.